Molecule: messenger RNA, 168 nt
Organism: Sphaeroforma arctica JP610
Lineage: Eukaryota; Ichthyosporea; Ichthyophonida
Exons: 1
Source: RefSeq, a predicted model, not a curated record
AUGAAAAGUAUGGAAAUUCUGAGGCGACAGUCACUGCCCUACGGAGGCUCUGCUGAGCUCGUUGAAACGUUUAAAGCCCAGAAGCAAGUGGUGCUACGCUACCAAGGAGAAAUGGGCUUCGGUAAGAAGGUGCUACAGUUCGUGACCGACAAGUAUGCCAUGUUCAAG